GUGGGAUUCGAAGAUCCUCUUCAAGAAUUGAAGACAAUGGUGCUCGAGGGUGGAGAACAGGUGGUUGCCAUUUCGGCCCUUGGAGGAUGUGGGAAGUCUACCUUGGCCAAAAUGCUCUGCCGUGAUAAAGAAAUUAAAGAUCUGAGAUGCUUUGGCGAGAUUAGUGAGAGAAAAACCACACUCAACACCAUCGCCAGCGUCGGCAGAAGACAGAUGAGAUCGGCGGUGUUCCUGACAAGAGCCAUCGGAAACCGGCGGUGGUGAGCUUGCUGCAGCAAUGGUAUUUUAGCCAUCUCAUCAAAACAAAAGUAAGAGCAUGCCAAAGAUGGGUUUGGUUUUCUAUGUGUGUCGGUUUUGUUUUGUUGUGUUUUGUUUUGUUUUGUUUUUUUUUUUUUUUUUUUUUUGUUAGCUUCAAAAAGAUGCCUACACCAAAGCAAGAAGAGGCUGGAUUGUUGCUGAAGAAAAGACCAAAGAAGAAACUGCUACCGAGGUGAAACUGCCGACACUAGAGAUGGCCGGGUGCGAGGAGGAAUCGUUUGAACGCGGGGUCGAGGUCGCGCUCAAGAGCUGCGUUUUUUGGUGCGAAGAUGGUGAUGUUGUGGUUGUUUACUGUGGCUUCGAGGGUUGGUAAGAGGAGGGCUUGCUCAACGAGCUUGGCGAGCUCGGUGUAAUGGGAGUCGAGGAGGGCGACGAGGACUGAGUUGGAGUUGAUGGGGACUGAGUUGGGAGUUACUUUACUUCUCUCUCUACAACUUUCAGAAGGAGAGAGAGCUAUUAUUGGAGGAGCUUCACAUGUAUUUGAGCCAUACUUCUUCUCAGAAAGAGAGAGCUGGGUGAGCUUGGUGAGACAAGGACUGCGACUCGAAGGAGUUGGGCGUGAAGGUGGUGGACUCGAAGAAAUUUCAAGGCAAAUUCACGGACAAUAUCUUCUUUGUGGCCUUUUCCAAGGCACCUAACCUCAUGGUCAUAACUGAGAGAUUAUUACAACACAACGGUUAUCAAGUUCCCCAGUUUCAAACAGAUGAAGAGGCAAUGAACCAAUUGGAAAGCAUGCUGAAUCGAAUAGGACAACCUAUAUUGCUAGUCUUGGAUGAUGUGUGGUUUGGAUCCGAAUUCCUUGUUGAGAGGUUCAAGUUUCAAAUAUCAGAUUACAAAAUCUUCAUUACAUCAAGAUCUGUAUUUCCAAGAUUUUCUUCAACAUAUAGAUUGACCUUGUUGAAAGAUGAACAAGCCAUGGCUCUUUUCUGUCAUUUAGCAUUUCCACAAGGUGGGAGCUCCUCUUACAUACCAGAUGAUCUUGUUAACAAGAUAGUGAGAGGCUGUGGAGGGUUCCCUUUGGCCCUUGAGGUGGUUGGCAAAUCACUCAAAGGAGAAUCUGAGGUCACCUGGAAGAAUAAGCUGAACCGGUGGUCUGAAGGGCAAUCUAUUUUCUAUUCUGACGCAGCACCAAAUGGAGCCACUGAUAUACUUAAUCGUCUCCAAACCACCUUAGAUGACUUGGAUGUAAAAAUCAAGGAGUGUUACUUGGACCUGGCUUCAUUUCCUGAGGACCAAAGAAUCCCUGCCAUGGCACUUGUGGACAUGUGGGUGGAACUUUACAACCUUGAUGAAGUUAGUGCCUUUGCCAACAUCCAUGAACUGUCUGAUCGGAAUCUCCUCAAUCUUGUACCUACAAGGAAAGAUGCAAGCGAGAUCAAUGGCUACUACAAUGAGCAUUUUGUUACGCAGCAUGAUCUACUUAGAGAGGUAGCUACCCACCAGAUUGACCAAAAUCCCAUACACCGGAGUAGAUUAAUAAUGGACAUCGGUGGCAAUGAUCUUCCCAAGUGGUGGAUUGAACAAGGGCAGCAUCCUAUCCGCCUUGUGUCUAUAUCCACAGGUGAAAUCUCAAACGGGCACAACAUGCAACUAAGUAAAGUUGAAGUUCUACUGCUGAACAUCCAAAUAAGGAACUACACCUUACCUCUGUUGAUGGAGAAAAUGGACCAAUUGAAGGUUUUGAUCGUCACCAACUACGGUUUUUGCUCAGCUGAGAUCAGCAACUUUCCACUACUUGGACAUUUAUCCAGUCUAAGGAGAAUCAGAUUCGAGCAUAUUUCAAUCUCUUCCAUUGCUAAAACCAUGCUACGACUAAAAAAUUUGCAGAAAAUAUCCUUGGUUAUGUGCAAGCUUGAUGACGCUUUUGGGAACUGUACUAUCCAGAUUGCCGAUAUGUUGCCAAAUCUUGUGGAGAUUGUUAUUGACUGUUGCAAUGAUUUAGUGGAAUUUCCAGCAUGGCUCUGCUAUAUCAGCAGCCUUAAGAGGCUUGACAUCACCAACUGUCAUGAGCUCAUUGCACUUCCUGAAGCAUUUGGAAAGCUAGAAAAUUUAGAAGUGCUAAGGCUUCAUGCCUGCACAAAACUUUUGGAGCUGCCCGAGUCAAUUGGAAGACUCCAGAAAUUUAGAUUUCUUGAUUUAUCUGACUGCAUAAGCAUAAGUAAAUUGACUGAACAGAUGGGGGAGUUAUCCAGCCUAAGAAAGCUGAACGUGAGAGGUUGCCGUGGAUUGUCAGAGUUGCCAUCCUCUGUGAAGAAUCUUAGGCAAUUGGAGGAUUUGAUAUGUGAUGAAGAAACUGGUUAUCUCUGGGAGAAUUAUAAGAUUCAUCUCCCCAAUCUGAAGUUUCAUGUGCUUAAAGAAGAUGUCAACCUAGACUGGCUUAAAUGAUAUUCAUUCUUGAUGAGCCUUCACCAAGCUAAAGAUUUUUUAUUCCAAGUGGAAACGUAAACCUGAAAUGGCUCACAAUCUUUGUUGCAGAAGCUAAAAAAAUCAAUGUUCUUUAGAAGAGUUCCUCCUGGGAGAAUGACUUGAGCACUUGAUUAUGCUUUUGUUUUUCGUUCUGAUGCCUAUGUAUAUGAAGCUAUUAACUGUGUUCUGAUGCCUAUGUAUAGGAAGCUAUUAACUGUAUUGUAUUGUGUACAAACACAAUUUCAAAAUUCUUAGAGAAUGAUGUAAUGCUAUGAAUUGAAAUUGUUGAAAGAUCAA
This is a messenger RNA of Camellia sinensis, 3021 nucleotides long. The record is from RefSeq and is a predicted model, not a curated record. Lineage: Eukaryota; Viridiplantae; Streptophyta; Magnoliopsida; Ericales; Theaceae.